ACAACUAACUCCAGCUUUCUUUGAAACUUUCAGCAGCCAGAACCCCAAAACAAGAAGAAAACCAAUUUGAAGAGGAUUAAUCAACAAAUUUUCAGUUUCUGAAUUUCAUGGCUGCUAAGCUUCUUCCAUGGCUUCUUCUUCUUCUUCAUCUCUUCUCUCAUUUUUUUCCCUUUUCUUCUUCCCAACCUCAAAAUAUUGAAGCUUUCUUUCCAUAUGACAAUCCAUCUCCAUCUCCAUCUCCACCUCCACCUCCACCACCCAAUUCACCAAUUCCAUCACCUCCACAAGAAUCACCACAACUACAACCCCCGCCGCCACUACCUCCGCCACCACCGUCAGAGCCUGAAUCAAACUCAUCGUCAAACAAGAAAACCAUUGUAAAAGUUGUAGCUGCCACCGCUGCCAGCACUAUAGUUGUUGCUGCCGUAUUUUUCUUCCUACUGCAAAAGCAUUAUAUUGCACGGCGUAAAAGAGAUAAAGUCGGUAAUAUUGCCCAACCUGGAAACGGUCCCCAGGGUGGCCGGCCUGCCACUUUGCCUCCAAACGGUUUCACAGGAUUUGACGGGAAUGUCAGAGGGUUAAUCGUGGAUGAAAAUGGACUGGACGUGCUUUACUGGAGAAAGCUUGAAGAGGGUGACAAAAAUCAGCUCAGGAGUUUCGAGAAAGAGACUUUACAGAGUCCUCCGAGGCGUAGUGAUGGAGAUAAAUUAGGUGAACCGAUGAUGAACAAGUCUGAGGAAAUACAAGAAGUUUCUUCUUCAUCUUCCUACUAUUCAGUUAGACCGGAAAAGAAUUAUCAAGAUCAAAUUAUGGCUUCCAAGGCACCCCCUCCAUCAGUUUCCUUCAGGACUAUUGAAGAAAAACAACCACCAUUUCAACCAUCUACUCUUCCUCUUCCCCCAGCGCCACCGCUGCCAAUUCAAAAAAACAGCAGACCUUCGCCUCCUCCGCCACCUCCACCAAUUCCAGGAGAAAAAAAUCCUGGUCCACCUCCUCCUCCACCAAAGGCUACUGGUUUGAAAAUAUCUUUAAAACCACCUUCAGGGUCUAAAGGGUCUUCAAGUGAGGGUAAACUAGGAGAUCGUUCUGCAAGUGAGAAUGGUCAGGUAAAAUUGAAGCCAUUGCAUUGGGAUAAGGUGAAUAAAAAUGGUGAAAAAUCAAUGGUGUGGGACAAAAUUGAUAAUGGCUCCUUCAGGUUUGAUGGUGAUCUUAUGGAAGCACUCUUUGGAUUUGUUGCUAGUAAUCGGAAAUCACCUCCAAGAACCAAUGACUCAAGGAACCCAAAGAGUCCAAACUCACAGAUUUUGAUCCUUGAUGCCCGAAAAUCUCAGAAUACUGCAAUUGUGCUCAAAUCUUUGGCACUCUCUCACAAUGAACUACUCAAUGCGCUUAACGAGGGCAAAGGCCUAAAUGCAGAAACUCUUGAAAGGCUUAACAGGAUUGCCCCAAAUAAAGAAGAACAGUCCCAAAUUCUCAAAUUUGAAGGUGAUCCCACAAGGCUAGCCGAUGCUGAAGCCUUCCAUUUCCACAUUCUGAAAGCCAUUCCCUCAACCUACACUCGUCUUCAUGCUAUGUUAUUUAGAUCAAACUAUGACACAGAGAUUCUCCAUCUGAAAGAGUCUAUUCAAACGCUCGAGUUGGGAUGUAGGGAGCUUCGAACUCGAGGGCUUUUCAUGAAACUUUUGGAGGCCAUACUCAAGGCCGGAAAUAGAAUGAAUGCAGGAACGGCCCGCGGCAAUGCACAAGCUUUCGACCUUACAGCUCUUAGAAAGCUCUCUGAUGUUAAAAGCAGUGAUGGCAAAACAACUCUGCUUCACUUUGUUGUAGAAGAAGUGGUUCGCGCAGAGGGAAGACGAUGCGCUGUCACUUCUAAGAACAACUUAAGUCGCAGCAGCAGCCGGAGUAGCAACAGCAGCAUAACUUCCGAGGAUUCAACACCAAAAGAGGAUAAAGAAAAGGAAUACAUGAUGCUAGGAUUACCAGUGGUAGGAGGCCUCAGUACAGAAUUCACAAAUGUGAAAAAAGCCGCCACGAUUGAUUAUGACACCUUUUCUUCAACUUGCUCGUCUCUCUCAGCCCGUGCAGCAGAAAUUGGGGAGCUUGUAUCCGAAUGUUCUGUUGAAGGAGGCGAUUGUUUUGUUAAAGAAAUGAAAGGGUUUCUUGAAGCAGCUGAAAAAGAGCUCAAGGUGCUGAAAGAAGAACAAGCGAGGGUGAUGCAACUUGUGAGGAAAACUACAGAAUAUUACCAAGCUGGAGCUUCAAAGAAUCAUGGAGCGCACCAACUGCAACUAUUUGUUAUAAUUAAAGAUUUUCUGGGGAUGGUUGAUCACGUUUGUGUUGAAAUUGCUAGAAAUUUGCAAAGGAGGAGAACUUCUAAGUCAGGCAUUGGAUCUUCACCACCAGGAUUGAGAACUGUGAGGUUCCCAAACUUGCCGGAACAUUUCUUGACGGAUAAAUCCAGAAGCAAUUCUAGCGAGUCAGAUUCCGAUUAAUCCAAUCCAACAUCUAUAUUUUUUUUUGUUUUGAAAAUAGAAUUGAUUUAUGUAUAUAGAUUUUUAUUUUUGAACAAAGGAUCCAGAAGGAAAAUAGAUAGAACUGAGUGAUUUUUUAUUGUAUCUUGCAAAUAUUGGUAAAUUUUCAAUGAACAAUUAAUUGUUUCA
Messenger RNA from Mangifera indica (mango), 2660 nucleotides. Its product is annotated as formin-like protein 4. NCBI's taxonomy places the organism in Eukaryota, Viridiplantae, Streptophyta, Magnoliopsida, Sapindales, Anacardiaceae. Gene Ontology annotation, molecular function: actin filament binding. Gene Ontology annotation, biological process: actin cytoskeleton organization; actin nucleation. The coding region runs from base 108 to 2492 and encodes 794 amino acids. The transcript has 2 exons. The record is from RefSeq and is a predicted model, not a curated record.